AAAUCUCCUCUAUGUUUACCCUCAGAGGCUGAAUUUUGCUAACCGGCUGGCUUCUGCAAGAAACAUUACCAUCAAGAUCCAGUUUAUGUGUGGUGAAGACCCAUCCUGUGCAAUGCCGGUAAUUUUUGGGAAGUCUUCAGGUCCAGAAUUUGUACAAGAAGUAUACACAGCUAUCACAUAUCAUAAUAAGUCUCCUGACUUUUACGAAGAAGUGAAAAUUAAGCUGCCAGCAAAACUCACAGAGAAACACCAUCUAUUGUUCACAUUCUAUCACAUCAGCUGUCAACCAAAGCAAGGAGCAUCUGUGGAAACCCUUCUAGGCUAUUCAUGGCUGCCAAUUCUAUUAAAUGAUCGUCUUCAAACUGGACAUUACUGUCUUCCUGUUGCAUUGGAUAAGCUGCCUGUCCACUAUUCAAUUCACUCUCCUGAGAAAAUUCCAUCUCAGACACCACCAAUUAAGUGGGUCGAAGGACACAAGGGCGUUUUCAUUGUUGAAGUGCAAGCUGUUUCAUCUGUUCACACUCAGGACAACCACCUGGAGAAGUUCUUCACUUUGUGCCAUUCUCUGGAGAGUCAAGUUACAUUCCCCAUUCGACUGAUGGAUCAGAAGAUUACAGAGGCUUCACUGGAACAUGAAUUGAAACUCAGCAUUAUCUGUUUGAAUUCUUCACGCCUUGAACCUCUUGUCUUGUUUUUACAUUUGGUAUUGGAUAAACUUUUCCAGCUGGCUGUACAGCCCAUGGUCAUAGCUGGCCAGACAGCCAACUUCUCACAGUUUGCCUUUGAAUCUGUGGUUUCAAUAGUAACCAGUCUCCACAACAGCAAAGAGAUGACCAAAGACCAGCAUGGGAGGAACUGCCUCCUGGCAUCUUAUGUGUACUAUGUAUUUCGUCUGCCAGACCCUCAAAGAGAAGUAGUCAAACCAGGUGCAGGCGGCGGUGCCGUUUUGACAGAGUCUCGCUAUUACACAUUUGGACGCACUUCCGCGGCAGCUGUUGGAAGUAAACUCCUGCAGAGCCGAAUGAUAAGCUGCAGCAAUCCUGACAUCACUGUUACACAAACUGCUGCUGAUGAGGAGGUCAAAAACAUCAUGUCAUCCAAACCUAUGGAUCACAGCUCCAGUCGGAUGUCUUACUAUGUUGAAGGAACAAAUGACGGGUCAAGUAUUUGUGCAAGCCCAAGACCAUCCAAUAAAAAGCAUUUCCAUGAGGAGCUGGCACUGCAGAUGGUGGUCAGCACAGGGAUGGUGAGAGAAUCUGUCUUCAAGUAUGCCUGGUUCUUCUUUGAGCUCCUGAUAAAGAGUAUGGCUCAGUAUGUUCACAACAUAGAGAAGCAAGACAACCCACGAAGAAACUGGUUCUCUGAUCGCUUCAAAGACGAUAUUACCACUAUAGUUAGUGUGAUUACUUCAGAGAUUGCUGCACUUUUAGUCAAACCACAGAAGGAAAGUGAACAAGCAGAAAAAAUUAAUAUCAGCCUGGCAUUUUUCUUGUAUGAUCUUCUUUCUUUAAUGGACCGAGGAUUUGUGUUCAAUCUCAUCAAACAUUACUGUAAUCAGCUCUCAAACAAGCUGAAUUCACUCUCCACCCUAAUUUCCAUGAGACUUGAGUUCCUGAGAAUUCUCUGCAGCCAUGAACAUUACCUCAAUCUGAACCUCUUCUUCAUGACAUCUGCAUCUGCUCCAGCAUCUCCCUCUCCCUCCUUGUCCUCCCAGAACUCCAGCUCCUGCUCUAGUUUCCAGGACCAGAAAAUCACUGGUAUGUUUGACCUCUCAGCUGAAUACCGUCAACAACACUUUCUGACUGGCUUGCUUUUCACUGAAUUGGCAGCAGCACUGGAUGCAGACAGCGAGGGGAUUAGCAAGGUACAAAGAAAAGCUGUAAGUGCUAUCCUUAGUCUGCUGAGUUGCCAUGACCUAGACCCACGUUGCUCCAAAAAAGAGGUGAAGAUUAAAAUUGCAGCUCUUUACCUCCCUUUGGUUGGUAUCAUUUUGGAUUCACUACCGCAACUCCAUGAUUUUACAAUUUCAGAUACCCGCAGUGGAAAGGGACGAACAGGAAACCCAGAAGAAGAACAAGAGUCUGCAGGUGCAAUAAACCAAAAUGUGGCCCUUGCCAUUGCAGGGAAUCAAUUCAACCUCAGGAACUCCGGAAUAUCUCCAUUGUCCCUGCCCUACAGACAGAGUGCCACAUUAGGUCCUGAUACAACUCGCAAUCUUUUGAUCUGUUUCCUCUGGAUCAUGAAAAAUGCUGAUCAGAAUCUAAUACAGAAAUGGAUUGCAGACCUUCCAUCCAUGCAGUUGAACAGAAUUUUAGACCUCCUCUUCAUUUGUGUCUCAUGCUUUGAGUACAAGGGCAAGCAAAGCUCAGAUAAGGUUAGCACUCAAGCACUCCAGAAGUCACGAGAUGUUAAAGCUCGAUUAGAAGAAGCUUUACUGAGAGGUGAAGGAGCCAGAGGAGAAAUGAUGAAGCGCUGCAGAAUACCAGCAGGGAAUGACAGAUCAGCAGGACUAAAUGAAAACCUGCGCUGGAGAAAGGAGCAGACUCACUGGCGGCAGGCAAAUGAGAGACAAGAUAAGACAAAAGCUGAGCUAGAUCAAGAAGCUCUGAUAAGCGGAAACUUGGCAACUGAAGCUAAUCUGAUCAUUCUUGAUAUGCAAGAGAACAUCAUCCAGGCAAGUUUUGCAGCAGAGUGCAGAGACAAUCUUUUGGGAGGAGUUUUGAAGGUCCUGGUAAAUUCUCUUGGCUAUGAUCAAAGCACCACUUACCUGACUCAUUGCUUUGCUACACUGAGAGCACUCAUUGCCAAGUUUGGAGAUUUGCUGUUUGAAGAGGAGGUUGAACAGUGUGCUGACCUGUGUCAAAGAGUUCUCCAUCACUGCAGCAGCAGCAUAGACAUUACACGGACUCAAGCCUGUGCCACUCUAUAUCUCCUCAUGAGAUACAGCUUCAGCUCUACCAGUAAUUUUGCAAGAGUGAAGAUGCAGGUGACCAUGUCCCUGGCCUCUCUGGUUGGAAAAUCACCCGAGUUUAAUGAGGAAUUUCUCCGACGGUCCUUACGAACCAUCCUAGCCUACGCAGAGGAAGAUACAGAUAUGCAAGCAACUCCAUUUCCCAUUCAGGUGGAGGAACUGCUGUGUAAUCUGAACAGCAUCCUGUCAGAUACAGUGAAAAUGAGGGAAUUUCAGGAAGACCCAGAGAUGCUGAUGGACCUCAUGUACAGAAUUGCAAAAGGCUACCAGACAUCGCCAGACUUGAGGCUGACUUGGCUGCAGAACAUGGCAGAGAAGCACACCAAGAGGAAGUGCUACACAGAAGCAGCCAUGUGCCUGGUCCAUGCUGCAGCACUGGUGGCAGAGUACCUGAGCAUGCUUGAGGAUCGAAAUUAUCUCCCAGUGGGCAGUGUCAGCUUUCAGAAUAUUUCAUCCAAUGUGCUGGAGGAAUCUGCUGUUUCAGAUGACGUUUUGUCUCCAGAUGAAGAUGGUAUAUGUUCUGGGAGGUAUUUCUCAGAAAGUGGGCUGGUAGGGUUGCUGGAACAAGCUGCAGAGCUCUUCAGCACGGGGGGAUUGUAUGAAACUGUGAACGAGGUGUACAAAAUUGUCAUCCCCAUACUGGAAGCACAUCGAGAUUUCAGGAAGCUUACCCUGACACACAGCAAGCUACAGAAGGCCUUUGACAGCAUUAUUAAUAAGGGUCAAAAACGAAUGUUUGGGACUUACUUCCGUGUUGGUUUCUAUGGAUCCAAAUUCGGGGACUUGGAUGAACAGGAAUUUGUUUAUAAGGAGCCUGCAAUUACCAAGCUCCCUGAGAUUUCUCACAGAUUAGAGGGAUUUUAUGGCCAGUGUUUUGGGGAGGAUGCUGUGGAAGUGAUUAAGGACUCUGCUCCUGUAGACAAAAGAAAGCUGGAUCCCAAUAAGGCAUACAUACAAAUUACUUUUGUGGAGCCAUAUUUUGAUGAGUAUGAGAUGAAGGACAGAGUUACCUAUUUUGAGAAGAACUUCAACCUUUGUCGGUUCAUGUACACUACGCCUUUCACCAUGGAUGGGCGCCCCAGAGGAGACCUUAGUGAGCAAUACAAGAGGAACACCAUCCUAACCACAAUGCAUGCUUUCCCCUACAUCAAAACUAGGAUCAAUGUCAUCCAAAAAGAAGAGUUUAUUCUAACCCCAAUCGAAGUUGCUAUUGAAGAUAUGCGUAAAAAAACACAGGAACUAACUGCAGCCACCAGCCAGGAACCACCAGAUGCCAAAAUGCUCCAGAUGGUUUUGCAGGGCUCAGUUGGAGCUACUGUAAAUCAGGGACCGCUGGAGGUCGCGCAAGUGUUCCUGGCUGAAAUUCCCGCAGACCCCAAACUUUAUCGACAUCACAACAAGCUGAGGUUGUGCUUCAAAGAGUUUAUAAUGAGGUGUGGUGAAGCAGUGGAGAAAAACAAGCACCUUAUUACUGCUGACCAACGGGAAUAUCAUCAAGAGCUCAAAAGGAACUAUGUGAAGCUGAAGGAGAACCUUAGGCCUAUGAUUGAGAGGAAGAUCCCAGAGCUGUACCAACCUGUAGUGAAAGUCCAUAGCACAAGGGAAUCUUUUCGUAACCACAGUUUUAGGAAAUACGAUGCACAGACUUCUUCACAAAGCACCUAAGAACUAGCUGCUUUGGCCAUGGAAGAGCUUCAUGCUGCAAGCCAGAAGUGAUGGAGUGUUUAUUCCACAUCUGUUAAAUCAGCAAUCUCUCACAAGACAGUAUGUGCACUUCCUGGACAGCGUGCAGAAAAGCAUUUA
Acanthisitta chloris (rifleman) is the source of this 4774-nucleotide messenger RNA. RefSeq names its product dedicator of cytokinesis 8 (gene DOCK8). NCBI's taxonomy places the organism in Eukaryota, Metazoa, Chordata, Aves, Passeriformes, Acanthisittidae. The annotation marks the transcript as partial. Gene Ontology annotation, biological process: small GTPase-mediated signal transduction; positive regulation of establishment of T cell polarity; positive regulation of T cell migration. The transcript has 34 exons. Gene Ontology annotation, molecular function: guanyl-nucleotide exchange factor activity. Gene Ontology annotation, cellular component: cell leading edge. The record is from RefSeq and is a predicted model, not a curated record.